Messenger RNA from Gymnodraco acuticeps, 6225 nucleotides. It is a transcript of the gene nsd2, whose product is annotated as nuclear receptor binding SET domain protein 2. Gene Ontology annotation, cellular component: nucleus; chromatin. The record is from RefSeq and is a predicted model, not a curated record. Gene Ontology annotation, molecular function: protein binding; histone H3K36 methyltransferase activity. NCBI's taxonomy places the organism in Eukaryota, Metazoa, Chordata, Actinopteri, Perciformes, Bathydraconidae. Gene Ontology annotation, biological process: regulation of DNA-templated transcription.
ACCAAUCGGAAGUGAGUAUUUUUCGCGCUGGUUGGCCGGAGAUUUUGAGUUUCCCGCAAGCUUUUGAUUCGACUUGAAUGAAAUCCCUCUGCUUUUCAGAAUGAAUACGGACAUGUAUCCACUAUAACGACCGAGAGGAGAUUCAACAGUGAGCCUGGAGGGGGUUGGAUGGGAUGGACGGCAUAGGUAGCUCCCUGCCUUCAAUGCCAGAACCUGCCAGCCCAAUCAACAUGAAGCAGCCGCCAGAGUCCCUCAGUGUUCGGAAAGGAGGGGGGGACAUGAGCAAUGACCCUGCUUUACUAAUGGACAAAGCUGCUGCUCAGCUAGCCGCCACACUACAGGAUGGCCUACAGAAGAUGGCUGGCCACAAUCAUAUCACCCACAGCCACGAGAGGCUCAAAGAUCUCACCUCCAUUAUGCUGAAUGGCGACCAAGACACGCUCCCUAAGCUUUGUGCUCCAGAGCUACCUAUGCUUAAGGGCGCUGAAGCCCCUUCUACGAAUGGCACCCAUCAACAUAAUUGCACUCCUCAUACUGAACAUGAACUCAAGGAACAGCAGCCGCUGUUUGAGCAAUGUUGUGCCAAUGGGACCAGUUUGGCCACGGCCACCGAAGGUACUUUAUCAGGACCUGAGAAGAGACAGGACUCAAAGAAAAGGAGGGUGGGACCUCACAAACCAAACCUACUUGCUAUCCCUGUGGAGCCACUUGACCUCACCAAGGCUGUAGAUGGACCAGCUGAAAAGCUUGAACUUAUUGAAGAGUUUCCGCAGGAUAAAAAAGAAUCCCCUCUGCUGAUCCGGUUUUCUAUUGGUGAUUUGGUUUGGACCAAAGUGUCAGGAUACCCCUGGUGGCCUUGCAUGGUGACCACAGACCCAGAUUUCAACACUCACAUUAAACAGAAACAGAAAGCAAUCACUACCAGGUAUGGCCCCCUCUACCAUGUGCAGUACUUUGGAGACGCUCCAGAGAGAGGCUACAUCUUUGAGAAGAACAUGGUGACCUUUACUGGGGAAGAUCAAUAUGAGGAGCUUAUCCAGCGCAACAAACGACCAGCCUCCCGUGAGAUUCACAAAAAGACGGCUUCCUCUGUGCCCCGUAAACUCCAGACUCAGUGGAACAUGGGUGUCAUGCAGGCUAAGGAGGCCAUCAGCAUGUCACAGCACGAGCGCAAAGUGAACUUCACAUUUCUGUACGAUGAGGACGGUCCUCACAUGAACCCCUGCAUCCUGGAGAAGUUGAAGCCAGAACCGAGCAACGAGCAGGCCCAGGAGACAGAAUCGAGACUCAGCCCAGAACCUCCCUCCCUGAUGUUGGGCGGCGCCGCAGACCCCAUAGCCGCCCCUCAAUCCCAAGAAAGCACUUCAACAGAGAAAAAGACACGAGCACCCAGAAAACAACUCAACUCAGGAGGAAGCCGAAGAACGGGCAAAGGCCUUCUAAAAAAUGUACUAUCGAAAAAACUGCUGAAAAAGACACUUUCUUCCAAAGAUGUGAUUCAUCCGCAGCCAGCCUCACAGGAUGCUACCACUUCUGCACCAGACCUGGAAGCUGAAUCAGACAUACCUCAGAAGAAAAAGCGAAGACCCCGACAGCCUCAGUCUCCCAUAAAGAUCGUGAGGAGACAGAAAAAAUCUACAACGGACACAACUGCCCCAGUAAAGAAAAGGAAAUCGAAGCUGGUUUCUUCGACAGACAAUAUCUCAGAGCCAGUCCCACUUGCAGUUUCAGUUCCAGUCAAGAAGCAGCGAAAGAGGACGCCUAAAAGCCCACCAACAGAUGCUACGGCAGACAAGGCUCAGCCGCCCAAAAAGAGACUUAGAACCACCAAAGAAGUUGAAAAACAGGCUUUGACUACAGAAGGAACAGAAAAAAAGCGGAGAAGAAAUAAAACGGACAAAGAUGUAACAGAACCCAAGAAGAGACUCCCAAAGUCAAAAGCUCUCCUCGCUGACCAAGAAGCGGAGAAACCAAAGCGUAGAAGGAAAAGGAAGCAGGAUGGAGAACUCAUGCCCUCCAAGGCGAAGAAGAGGAGGACCUCCCUGUGUCCGGAUCCCGAGGGUUCUGGGAGUGAAGGACGUCCUGAUUCUCCAAUUGGCUUAGACGGGAUAAAGAAGGGCGAACGGAAGAAAGAGUUUUUCCUGCAGGUGUGUCAGCAGGCUGGUGAGGACCUAGUUGCCUGUGAGGGUCAGUGCUGUGGGAUGUUUCACCCAUGUCUGGGUCCGUCAGUCAAACCUGACGAGAAGCUGCUGUGUCAGGAGUGCAGCACAGGGAUUCACUCAUGUUUCCAAUGUAAGCAGUCGGAUGGGACUCUGCGUCGCUGCCACGUCCAAAACUGCGGCAAGUUUUACCACGAGGCGUGCAUCAGCCUCAACCCCCUCACUGUGUUCGACAACAAGGGCCUCCGCUGUCCGCUGCACGCCUGCCUCAGCUGCAACUUCGACUGCCGCAACAAGCAGAAGUCCACUAAGGGGAAGUUGAUGCGUUGCCUGCGCUGCCCCGUGGCGUACCACGUGGGUGACCUGUGUGCGGCUGCGGGAAGUGAGAUGAUCACCAACACGGCCUUCAUCUGCACCAACCACUUCAGUGCCAAGAAGGGGUACAGGCACCACACGCAUGUGAACGUCAGCUGGUGCUUCGUCUGCUCCAAAGGAGGCCAGCUGUUGUGCUGCGAGUCUUGUCCGUCAGCUUUUCACCCCGACUGCCUGAACAUCGUUAUGCCUGAUGGGAGCUGGUUCUGUAACGACUGCCGAGCCGGAAAGAAACCCCAAUACAGAGACAUCAUCUGGGUCAAACUGGGAACAUACAGAUGGUGGCCUGCAGAGAUCCACCACCCCAGAAAUGUCCCCACCAACAUCCAGCACCUUCGCCAUGAGAUCGGAGAGUUCCCCGUCUUCUUCUUUGGCUCCAAGGAUUACUUCUGGACUCACCAGGGCCGAGUGUUUCCCUACAUGGAGGGAGACCGAGGCAGCAAGCACCAGGGGACCAGCAUCGGAAAAGUCUUCAAGAACGCUUUGCUGGAGGCUGAAGCUCGUUUCAAGGAGAACAAAAUCAAACGAGAGGCCAAGGAAGCGCAAGAGAACACCCGAAAGCCACCCCCUUAUAAGUUUAUCAAGGUGAACAAACCGUACGGUAAGGUUCAGGUCUACACUGCGGACAUUUCUGAGAUCCCGAAGUGUAACUGCAAGCCGUCGGUGGACAGGCCGUGUGGGUUUGAGUCGGAGUGUCUGAACCGCAUGCUGCAGUACGAGUGCCACCCGCAGGUGUGUCCCAGCGGGGUGCGCUGCUGUAACCAAGACUUCACCAAACGCCUCUACCCCGAGACCAAGAUCAUCAAGGCGCCCGGGAAGGGCUGGGGCCUGAUCUCUCUGCGGGACAUCAAGAAGGGCGAGUUUGUGAACGAGUACAUCGGAGAGCUGAUAGACGAGGAGGAGUGCAGGGCGAGGAUCAAGUACGCCCACGAGAACAACAUCACAGAUUUCUACAUGCUCACCAUCGACAAGGACCGGAUCAUUGACGCUGGUCCGAAGGGAAACUACUCUCGCUUCAUGAACCACAGCUGUCAGCCCAACUGUGACACGCAGAAGUGGACGGUGAACGGAGACACGAGGGUCGGCCUGUUCGCCGUCUGCGACAUCCCAGAGGGCACUGAGCUGACCUUUAAUUACAACCUGGACUGCCUCGGGAACGAGAAGACGGUCUGUCGCUGCGAGGCUCCAAACUGCAGCGGUUUCCUUGGUGAUCGGCCAAAGAACUCAAACGGACAGACAGCUGAGCCCAAAGGGAAGCGGUUGAAGAGAAAGUAUAAGAAGAAGAAAGCGGAGGGGAAGAAGAAGUCUGAUGACGACUGUUUCCGCUGCGGAGACGGAGGGCAGCUGGUGCUCUGCGACAAGAAGAUGUGCAGCAAGGCGUAUCACCUGACUUGCCUGAACCUCACCAAGAGACCCUUCGGCCGCUGGGAUUGCCCCUGGCACCACUGUGACGUCUGCGGGAAAACCUCGGAGGCUUUCUGCCAGCUCUGCCCCAACUCCUUCUGCAAGGCCCACCAGGAGGGGGCGCUGCAAACCUGGCCCCCCACGGGGCAGAUGUGCUGUCAGGAGCACGAGGAGCUGGAGGGAACGAUCACCCAGGAACCGGUGGAAACCUCUGGGCCGAACGCGACAACACCGACCGUCACUACUGCUCGUCCUGCUAAAGGCUCCAGGAAGGCCAGAGGAGCCCCCGCCAAAAUAAAAGGCUCCAAGAGGAAAGCAGCAGAGGCCUAAAAGUGACCUCUGACCCCUCAGAGAGAAACCACUCUGACACGUGUUUCCCCAUUGGUGGACAAAUAUAAACCCUGCUUACUUAAGUCUCGCAAGAUCACAAAACCAAGGCACGGUACAUCUUCAUCAGGGAAAGCCGCUGAUUCCUCACAUGCUCGGCAGCGGCCUCUAACGUUCUUAACUUUUAAACGUGUUCAGGUUUAUUUCUCUUCUCCGCACUGAGGCGAACCAUCUGUGGUGAAAAGCUGCAGAGCGAGCGCAGGUUAGAACACGUGCCUAUUUCUACCCUCAUUCUUCAUCCAACAGGACUGCCUUUUUUACUCUUUUAUAUUAGAAUAACAAAAGGAACCAGUGGGUUUCUGCAGGAAGUCAAACUGAGCUUGCCCCCCCCCCCAUCACUUCACACGGAUCAUCAGCAGAGUUUUUAUAGCUAUAUCUAUAUAUGUGUAUAUCAAAGACAAACAUUAUGAAUAGUGUAAAACUUCAAACCGGUUGCAAAAACGUUUUAAUUUUUAUAUAUAGUAUAUAUGCCAGAGGUAAACCAGACACUAUGGCUUCAGAUGACCUUUUUGUUUUGUUAGGUUACAUUUAACCGUAGACAUUUGUUUGCUAUUUUACAACCUGUUGUUUUUAGCUCAGAUUUACCGUUUUAGAGUCUUGUUUUCAUUUAGGGAUCAGAAUGCUGAACCAGAGAACCAUGGGGUUUUAAAAGUAUUAAACUGAGAGACGCUCUUAAACUGCCGCCUUAAAUAGAAACACUACUGGGUCUUUACUGCUCGAGGCUACCCAGAAACAUGAAGGAAUAAGUGUGAUUUUCAGGAAGAAAGUUCUACAUUGAGUUUUGAGACUGACACUUAAUAUGCUGUCACUUUUUUUGAUGCCUAUUAAAAUGUUGAAGACCUCUCAGUGUCACCUGGCCGAGCCUUUCAUUGAGCGUAAAACCAUUCAUAUUUCAUCUGUAGAUUAGCUUUUAAAAGACAGACGUCUUUUGUUUUUAUUCCAGGAGAUUUUGAGUCUUAAACGGCAUCUAGCUUGUACUUCUAAACGCUGGCUAGCAACUUGUUUUGAGGGGUGAUGAGUCCCGUAGACUAGCUGGAAAUCUAAAAGGCUGAAAAUGUGGAGCUGAGCCCUAAACACUCUGUCCAAGAUGUCCUAAAAUGGCCACUAUAGUCUGAGCUUUGAACUAUUUCAGACAUUCAGGAACAUUUGUUCCAUUUGAAGUUGGUGUUGGUUGAGCAAAAAACAAAAGCUGGCUCUUUCUUUUUCCGUUUUGAAUUUUGAGAUGCUCGUCUCACAUUUCAUAUUCAAGUCUGCAUAUUCGAGUGAUAAGUUUACCUUUUUGGGGGUUGGCUCAUUAGGGUUUUGUGUCCAAGAAUGUUGAGGCUAUGGACAGUUUUUGCACCGUUUUUAUUUCAUAUCUGACGUUUAUUUAUAAAAAAAGUUUUAAUAUCUGGAUCAACUGGACCAGUUCAUCUAAAGGCUACUGUCUGGGCUUUUCAGUUUUUCCUCUAAAACCUUUAAGUUGUACACCAAGUGACACGAGAACAGUGCAUUUUUGGAUAUAUUUUUUUAUAACCGCACCUUUUUUUGUUUUAUUUUUAAGUGUUUUCCUUCUUCCCAGGGCGUGUGAAUGCGACGCGUCCGGGGUUGCAGCGAGUGUCGUACGAGUAUUUUUCCACUUUCUUUGUAUCCUAACGGUCGUGUUGAGUGAAUGUAGACCAGCCAGUUGUUUUGUUAGCACUGUAAACCUGUAGAGCUGUACCGUUUCCUUCUGUAACUACUGUCCUAGUGAACCAGAGACUAAUAUGUACAUACUGUAUAAGUGGUAAUAGUGAUGCAUUUAUUGUAAAUAUACAGUUUCUCUGACAUCGUAUGUUUUGUUUUUUCUUGAUGCAGUGCUGAAACACUUUUGUGCAGGAUCUCACGUCUGUUGAAUCGUGCAAUAAAAAGUGAACAACAUGCA